UUCUUCCUCUGCAAUCGUUACACUUGAGAUCUGGUUUUAUUAGUUAUUACACAAAUUUAAGAUCUCUUAAAAAUAUCCCACUUGAGAUAAACAAUAAAUAACAAAGCCUUUAUUACAAAUACUCAUGCAAAAACACAAAUAAAUAAUAAAAAACAUUGCAUUAACUUCUCACCCGCUGGUUCCACCUGCUGCGAGAGCUCCUAGCAGAGGAAAGAAACGGAAGGUUUUGAGUGUACUGUGCAGCGCACGGUGCUUCUCUCAUUUCUUAUCCUACGCCUCUCCGUCUUUCUUAUCCUGCACCUCUCCGCCUUGUUCCUGUGUCUCAUGGACGCUUCUUCUCCAAGCAAAAAAAAUAUCUAUUGUCGUUGUUUCUCAGAAUAGAUUCUAGAGUUCCCGCAUUGAAUAAUCGCGUUUGCGUUUCGCCAAUUAGCGUUUUCCCGAAAUGCUUUGGAUCACGAGACUCUCUGCAUUCUUCUCCGCCGCGAUGGCGGUGAUCGUCUUAUCUCCGUCGCUGCAAUCCUUCCCUCCCGCGGCGGCGAUCCAUUCCUCCGAUCGUAGCUUAAUCUCAUCCUUCAGAAACUCCCCUCCCUUUCGCAACGCCGCCGACGAAUGUCUCUCCUCCUCCGCCGCAGACUCCAACGUCUGCAACCCCUCCUUAGUCCACGUGGCGAUCACACUCGACGUAACUUACCUCCGCGGCUCAAUCGCAGCCGUCAAUUCAAUCCUCCAACACUCCUUAUGCCCCGAGAGCGUCUUCUUCCACUUCAUCGUCUCCUCCGAGACAAACCUGGAGUCUCUCGUGAGAUCGACGUUUCAAGAAUUAAAAUUCAACGUUUACUAUUUUGCCCCUGAGACGGUCCGCGGCUUGAUCUCAUCCUCCGUGAGACAGGCACUCGAGCAGCCUUUGAACUACGCUAGAAACUACCUCGCGGAGCUUCUCGAGGGGUGUGUUAACCGGGUCAUAUACUUGGACUCGGAUCUUGUGGUGGUCGACGACAUCGUGAAGCUCUGGAAAACGGGUUUGGGUUCGAGGGUUAUCGGAGCUCCAGAGUAUUGCCACGCGAAUUUCACUAAGUACUUCACGGGAGGGUUCUGGGCCGAGGAGAGAUUCUCGGGUACGUUUCGAGGGAGGAGGAGGGCUUGUUACUUCAACACGGGAGUGAUGGUGAUUGAUUUGAAGAAGUGGAGACGUGGAGCGUACACGAGACGGAUCGAGAAGUGGAUGGAGAUUCAGAGAACGGAGAGGAUCUACGAGCUGGGAUCGCUUCCGCCGUUUCUGCUUGUUUUCGCCGGACACGUGGCGCCGAUUUCGCAUAGGUGGAACCAGCAUGGGCUUGGUGGGGACAAUGUUAGAGGGAGUUGUCGGGAUUUGCAUCCUGGUCCGGUGAGUUUGCUUCAUUGGUCUGGUAGUGGGAAGCCGUGGUUAAGGCUUGACUCGAAACGGCCUUGUCCGUUAGAUGCUCUAUGGACGCCUUACGACUUGUAUCUACACACACAUUGACCAGCUGUGUGUGGUUGUCUUUUGCUCGUUUGAUUUUGAACACUUGUGAAGCUUAAUGCUUUUGUGGCUAUGGCAUCAUAGAAUCUUGCAGGGAAGCUAUAGAUUGAUUGCAAGAUUAAAGCGUCUCUUGUUUUUUAAUUGAUAAUAUACCGGUGGUUCUUCUGUCGGUGGAUGUAUGCACAGUGGUGCCACUAUGUAGGUUGUCUUCAUCAAAUGGCAGAUGAGUGGCUCUGUCUGAUGAAUGUUCAUCAGACCAAAAGGAAAACUCAUCCCACUUAUAUUGAGCAUUAUUGUUUAAAUUGUCUUUUUUCUUUUUGCAAUAUCAUAUGGUGCAUUUAAAUGAGAGAUGACUGUUUGGCGAUUUAAGAAGGACUUAAGCUUCUGAUAGAGAUAUUUUGUGCUUUGUUAGUGACUUAGUGUCAUAUCUUUGUUUAA
Messenger RNA from Brassica rapa (field mustard), 1936 nucleotides. Its product is annotated as probable galacturonosyltransferase-like 6. Lineage: Eukaryota; Viridiplantae; Streptophyta; Magnoliopsida; Brassicales; Brassicaceae. Gene Ontology annotation, molecular function: glycosyltransferase activity. The record is from RefSeq and is a predicted model, not a curated record. Gene Ontology annotation, cellular component: Golgi apparatus.